Messenger RNA from Hypomesus transpacificus, 4386 nucleotides. RefSeq names its product microtubule-associated protein 1Sb (gene map1sb). Lineage: Eukaryota; Metazoa; Chordata; Actinopteri; Osmeriformes; Osmeridae. Gene Ontology annotation, molecular function: actin binding; microtubule binding. The transcript is spliced from 10 exons. The record is from RefSeq and is a predicted model, not a curated record. Bases 89 to 4213 code for a protein of 1374 amino acids. Gene Ontology annotation, biological process: dendrite development; regulation of microtubule depolymerization; microtubule cytoskeleton organization. Gene Ontology annotation, cellular component: neuronal cell body; synapse; microtubule.
CGUCUUGCACAGUGACUAGGAGAGAGACUAGCGCUCCUAGCGCUGAAAGGUUUACCAAUGACAUCAUAUCCCUGAAUUACUGUCCAAUAUGGCGUCCAGUUGGGUAGUGGAAGGGAGAAUACAGGAGGAGCCUAGACUUGCUGCGGCGAAAAACCCCGACUUCUCCGAUCAUACAUACUCCGUCCUCAUCAUCAUCGGACAGAUCAAGCACGCCAACCAGGCGGAACACAUCGCCCAGGAGAUCGAAAGAGGUAUACGUUCAUGGGAUGUGGACCUGACCUCCUGCAACUUGAAUCUGCACCUCAGAGACUUUCUCUCUCACCACACCCAUCAGAUACUCAAGGGUACAGGGCAGAGGUGUCUGCGGUAUAGCUCAGGAGUGUUGGACACUCAGGUGCUGAUUAGCCCAUCCCAAGAGAUCCUCUACUCUGAGGUGUGUGGGCUCCUGGAGAGUCAGUCUGGGCAUAAGCUGCUGGUCCUUGCUGGACAGAGCUGGGAGGAUACUGGAGACUUGCGGAUACACAGCGGACUGUUGUCCCCACACCACCUGACGCACAUUCUCACAGAACAGUUUAUAGAUACGACCAGCUCCACUUUUUCAUCACUCCCCACCUCCGAAGCUGUCCUAACCCUGAGCUGUCCUAACAUUGGCCAGUGGAAAAAAGCCCUCUUGGAGAGCCAACCCUUCCAGGGGCCCAUGUCUCUCCACAUCAACCCUCCAGUAGGGCUUCCCACCAUGGAGGCUCUAGGGGAGUUUACCUCCCUGCUCACCGGUACCCUGUCCCCCCCGUCCCCCUUUGACUGCCUCCAACCCCCCAGUACUGUGGGCUUCCUCAAGCUCUCCCGUCCCUGUUGCUAUGUGUUCCCCGCCGGUCGAGGUGACUGUGCUUUUUUUGCGGUUAACGGAUUCACCAUUCUAGUGGAUGGAGGGUCUGACCCUCAGGCUUGUUUCUGGAAGCUGGUCCGACACUUGGACCGAGUCGAUGCAGUUUUGCUGACUCACAUUGGGACUGAGAACCUCCCAGGGGUCAACGCCCUCCUCGAGAGGAAGCUGGCUGAGUUGGAGAUGGGCUCAGAUGUCAAAGGCGACUUGGCCAAGAGGCUGAUCUCUCCAGAAAUUGGAGUGGUGUUCUUCAACGCCCCCAGUAGCCUUCCGACAGAACUACAGCCAGGUGUAGAUUGUGUUCUGAGUAGCAAAGAACAGGCGGCCCUAACUUUGCAGCUGCUCAAGAAGUUAGACAUCACACCACAGCCUCUGUUCCGUCCACGAGCAGCCUCUAUUGAGCCCCUCACCCUCUUUCAGAAGAUGGGGGUGGGCCGGCUAGAGUUGUACGUCCUCAACCCAGCCAAACAGAGUCAGGAGUAUCAAACACUGCUGCAGAACCGGCCUGACAUGCCCACCUCCACCACAUCCUCCACCACGUCCUUCUCAGCACAGACACCCCCUCUGACCCAUCCCGUCACAACUCUGGCAUCUGUGUGUGCCCUGCUGGUAUGGCACCCAUCCUGCCCCCAGGAGAAGGUUGUCAGAGUGUUGUUCCCUGGAGUCACCCCACAGUCAAAGCUCUUAGAUGGACUGGAGAAGCUGAGGGGCCUGGCCUUCCUCCAGAAACCCACCAUGACCACUGGAGAGGUGGAGGGAUGGGGGGAGAUGGAGACGAGGGAGCCCAGGCAAACAGAGAGCCAGGACAGUGGGAGGUCUGUGGAAAAAGAAGUUCCAGUGAAGCCUGGCAGUGGUACUGGGAAAGACAGGGGAAAUCGAGAGGAAGGCAAGAAGGAUGGGACAAUAAAAGAAAAGAAUAAAGUGACUAAUGGAAAUGGGGGUAAAGAAGAGUUGAAGAAAGAAGUUGAUAAAGUCAGAGGAAGAGAAGGAAGUGUGAAGCAGAAAACAAACCUGUCAGAAAAGCCUGUCAAGAAAGUAGGAGGGAGAGAUGUAAAAAAGGAAGAGAAGGUUGUGAAGAAAGAGGAGAAUGGACCUAAGAGAAAAGAGCUUCUGAAAAAGGAGGCUGUCUUUUCAAAACCAAAGAAUGAUGUUAAGAGCAAAACAAAAAAAGAAAUUAUGAAGAAUGAUCUGAAGACUGGAAAAAUUACAAUUAAACCAUCAAAAGAGAUCAAGACAGAUUUGAAUUUAGACACCAAGAAGACUCAAGGGGGCUCAUUAAAGCAAACUAAAGCAAAUGUGUCGAAUAUCUCUAAGACAGAAAGUACCCAACCAUGGAAGUGCCUGAAGGUCGACCAGAACCCAGAGAUUGAGGGAUAUUCAAUCUCCAAGGCGUCCACUCCUGAAGACAUGACAGCUGAUUUCCUCAGAUUCAGAAAAGAAGCAGAGGAAGAGGUGGAGAAGAAGAAGGGGUUCCAUAAAGGAGAAAAGAAAAGAGGAGAGUUAAGUAAUGAAGAUUUAGGUGAAGAGACAGACAGCAGUGUGACAAAAGAAGAGGUGAGUGCAGUAUGUGGACAGACGAAUGGAGAUCGUCAGAUGGGAGGAGAAGAUGCAGGGGAUCGGGUUGAAAACCGUGAUCAACCAGAGCAGCCUCCAGCCAAAGUUGUGGGGUUUCCAGCUCCUCUGAUGCAACCACCCAAAGGUGACUGCAGCAUCAUCCAGGAUCUGACCCCUACAGAGUACACCCUCCUGGAAGGGGGCCUGCAGGAGAGCCCCCCCCCCCGGCUCACCCCUGAAAACCAAUGCCCACCAGGCCCCUAUCCUGAGGAGGAGACAGUGGAGCUGGCCUCUCCGGAGUCACGACCCAACAGUGCAGGCCAUACGCCUUACUGUCUGUCACCAGAUGACGUGUGGGGCUGUAGGGACAACGGGAGUGGCAGUUUGCUAGCAAAGUCCUCCACCCCAGAGUCCUUCAGGCAGGAUGAGGGGCAGCCCGCAUCUGACUCCAAAACCAUGGUAAACUCCAGAGAGAAACAUCUGAGUUUCCUGUCUCUGGGUUCGCUGAAAGAAGGACUCACUGAUGUCUCUCCCUCUGUCACUGUCACCACCAUCACCAACACCACCACACACUCCUUGCCCGCCGAGGUCAGUUCCCCUCAGUCCACUGAAGUGGAUGAGUCCUUGUCCAUGUCCUUUGAGCAUGGUGCUACCACUGUGAGCCAGGUAGAGGGGGAGGACAGUAACUCACAGACACAAUCUAAUGGCAGCCAUUUUGUAGAGGCAGACUUCAGAGUGGGGAUGUCUCUACCACUGAAGAAGUCUCAUAGACCUCUGGGACCGGGCUCUGAGAUUGGGCGUCCCUCAGGUCCCAACACCCGCCAUUUUGACUCUCCAGCUCAUGACGUGGACUUGUGCCUAGUCUCACCCUGCGAGUUCAAACAUUUCAAACCGCCAGACUCUUCCCAGCAGCCCCAGCCGUCAGAUGCAGGCAAUCGCUCACAGGAAGUAUCUGUGCCUCGUAGCCACAGCAACAACAACAGGGACAAGUCUGCUAGCGAAUCUAAUGCCCCCCUGGGCACCGAGGAUUGUCCCUCUACCACAGCAGAUGGAGUUCUGGAUUCAGAUGAUGAGUCGUGUAGUGAGCCAUCCAACUCUUUCCAUGACCCUCCCACCCAUCACCCUCUCUCUCCAGAUCCUUCCCCUGUGCCCCUUAAAGACAUCCCCCCUUUGCCCCCCCAGCCUGGAUCCUGCAUGCCCGUACCCCUCCCUGACACUGUGGUUCAUGGGAAGGUUGUGAAGAUUGGUGCAAUGCGAGGGAAGAAGCUCUCUAUACUGUCGGAGGCCCCCCAGAAGCCUGGGGUGGGCGGAGGUCUGACGCAGACCGCCAAAACCAGAACUGGAUUCCAAGCGGGAGCCAUUAAGGGUGUCAAGAGUCUCAAGAUGGCGCCUGGCAAACCAGGGUCUAAGGCUGGUUCUGAGGGUGUGGUCAACGUGUAUGUGGACCUUGCUUACCUUCCCUCUGGCACCGCCUCGUCAACUGUUGACGUGGAGUUCUUCAAGCGUGUUCGCUCUUCAUGUUACAUCAUCAGCGGAGACAAUCCAGAGGGGGAGGGGCUUAUAAGGCCUACUCUGGACGCUUUGUUGGAUGCCAAGGCCUCCUGGCCAGACUCUGUAGAGGUCACCUUGAUUCCUACUUUUGAGUCGGGGGCCAUGCAGGAGUGGUACCAGCAGACUCUGCACAGACAGAAGGAGCUUGCUGUUAUUGUGCUGGGCUCCAACAGCACUGUGGCCAUGCAGGAUGAGACCUUUCCUGCCUGCAAGAUUGAGUUUUGAGGGAGAGCUCAAGGUGGUGGGGUGGCAGGGAGUGGGGCAGGUUGGUAGAGACAGGGAGGGAUUGGUACAGAUGCUUCUAGCCAGAUCUUUCACACACAGGGCUGUUAUGUGUGUUCACCUCCAUCUCCUGCUCUCUACAGGGUUUGCGAACAGCCAAUAAGAAUAUGAAGGAG